AUUUCUUACUAUAGUUUAAAUAGUAAACAGCAUUGCAAUACAUUUACAUUGAAUUUAAAGCAUUUUUUUAAUUAAUUAAUUAAUUAAUUAAUUGAUUUAAUAACCACUUGAAUGGCACCGACGGUACCGCCGGCGACCAAAUGGUACGAAUGGCGUGUAUUUGACGAGUCGGCGGCCACAGCAGCGGCCGCGUCGGUGGACAACAACACGAAAAAACCGAAGAAAAAGAUUGUCCGCUACGAUCAACAACGUGUCCGCGAGUUGCGAGAGGAGGCCAAUCGGCUAUUGGUGGCCGAUUUGGACGCCUAUUAUAGCCGCCAGACUAGACGUAAGCUGCGCGGCGGUCCCGAUGGUGGCGGUGGCGACGGUGACGGCAGCGGCGGCGGUGAUGAUUGGCAAUGGAUACGGCAGGUAUUGAAAUCGGGAACACUGGCCGAUAAACUAUCGGCCCAUACACUACUACUGCAGGACUCGCCCGUCCAUAAUCUGAAAAGUCUACAGCAAAUGGUCGGAAUGGUAUCACCGAAAGCCAAACGCGAAUGUCUGCUAGCAAUGGACACACUAAGGGAUCUGUUUAUCGGCGAUCUGCUGAUACCCGACGGGAAAUUGCGUACAUUUCAGGAGUUGAUCCAGUAUUACGACGACGAUAGCAACAACAACAACAAGUCGGUCAACAACAAGCAGUCGGACAGCGAAAAAUCGGCCAAAACUAAGGAAACCAAUCGGAAAAAGUCGCGCAAACGUCAGCUAAUUAUCUGUCUGUUUGAAGAUCAACUGAAAUCCUUAUAUCGGCAGUUCAUCGACGCAGUGGUCAGCGUCGGUAAGGACACUACACUGGAGACAACCAAACACAAGUCAUUGUUGGCCGUAUUUGAUUUGCUGGUCAACAAUGGCGAACAGGAACAACUACUACUCAGCCAGUUGUGUAACCGAUUGGGUGAUCCGCUACCGAAACUGGCCGCCCAGGCCAUGCAUCUGCUGAGUCAACUAAUCAAUCGACACCAUCCGUUCAUGAAGCCGGUAGUCGUCGACGAAGUCGAACGUAUACUAUUCCGGCCAAACAUUACCCCGAAAGCCCAAUACUAUGGGCUAUGUUUUCUGACGGAAAUUAUGUUUGACCGUAACGCUGAUGCCGAUCGUCAAUUGGCCAACAAAUUAGUGCGGCUAUAUUUCGGGUUUUUCCAAUCGUGUUGCCGACGCGGUGAUAUUCAAAACAAAAUGAUGUCCGUACUGUUGACGGGUGUUAGCCGCGCGUUUCCCUACUCGAAACUACCGCCGACGGUAAUGGACGACCAUUUGCAGACAUUCUAUAAGCUGAUCCAUUACGUCGAAGUCAAUACAGCCAUUCAGGCUUUAUGCUUGAUAUUCAAUAUAUUGGAUGUCCAACAAACUGGUCACCUAACCGACCGAUUCUAUACAGUACUAUACAGGCAUCUGUUGGACGUACCGCUCGAUACCUGUUCCCGACGGGCGAUGCUUUUGAAUUUGGUUUACAAAGCCAUGAAAAAAGAUCCGAUUGUCCGACGGGUUAAGGCUUUUGUUAAACGAUUAUUACAGUUGGCAUUAACUCAUUCGUCAUCGUUGGCCACAGCGAUACUCAUACUGGUAUCGGAAGUAAUCAGAUCCAGACCGGGAUUGUUGACAGCGUCGGAAGCUUUUCUCAAUAUGGAUGACAAUCAACACCACAACAUCAACAACAACAAGACUAACAAGAAGAAUGGCGUCAAAAACAAUACUGAAGACAAUGACAAUGAAUCGGAUAAUAAUGACGACAACGACGACGAUGAUGAUGACGAUGAACACUAUGAAGACGUACUGCUCAGUGAUGAUGAUGUCGACGACGACAAUAAAGUGGUCAACAAUGAUGACGAUAGCGAUAGACACGAACAACAACAACAGCAGCCAUCAGUUUCAUGGGUACACAACAAGAACAUGGAUACCAAUCGUACAAAAUCGACACACUAUGACCUAUCGGCACGUAAUCCGCUCUACGCUUCCGCCGAGUCGACCGGACUCUGGGAGUUGAACUCCUUGUGCCGACACUAUCAUCCCAGUACCGAAUUGUUUGCCGAAAAAAUCUUGGCCAACAAACCCGUUGACUAUUCGGGUGAUCCGCUAAACGAUUUUACUGUCAAACAUUUUUUAGAUAGAUUUGUGUUUAGAAAUCCGAAAAAGAUGUCAAACAAACGGUCGUCAAAAGAGAGCCGAAUUUUCGGUCGGGUACCGAAUCGGACGACUACGAAGUCGGGACCCACUGCUGUCGGGACUGCCGCUGCAGACAAUGAUAUAACAAGUGCUGACUAUUUAAAUCAACCCGAAAGUCGUGUUUCGGUUGACGAAAGGUUUAUCUAUAACUAUCUGAGACAACGAAAAGUAUUGCGCAAAGAGAUGGGAGGCGCCGAUGAUAGCGACGCCGACAGUGUAACCAGUGUCGAGUUUGACCGACUGCUCGAUCGAUUGGAACCAAUGUCCCGACGGGAACAACGCGGCCAUGAUUUUGCCAAAGAUUUGUUGAACAAGAAAAAGGCGUCGAAGAAGAAGAAGUCGAAGUCAUCAGAUGAUGACGAAGAAGACUCGGACGAUGAUAGUAUGGAUGAGCUGAACGACGGCGGUUCAGAUUUUGGCGCCGAUGAUGACGACGACGAAGAAGUGGACUUUGAUGCCGAUAACGAUCCAGAUUUUGCCGAUGCGUUCGGCGAUAUUGACGACGAUAUGGAAGAAGCGUUAGGUGGCGUCGAUGAUGAUGAUGACGACGAUGAGGACAGGGAUGGAAAGAAGUCGUUGUUACUAAAGAAACGGCCGAAACAAGGAGUCGACAGAAUGACUAAUUCGUUGUUUGCAUCGGCCGACGAAUUUGCCGAACUAUUAGAGGACAACGAGUUGGAUAAUGACGACAGCGAUGAUAGUGGCGGCGGCGGUAAUGAUAAGGACGGGAAGGGACGGCCGGUUAAAGGCGGCGGCCGUAAGGGAGGAUCGGAUAGAAAGCAAGAGUUUAGAGCCAAACGCAAACUGAGCCGAAAAUAUCAGAGAAAUAAAAAGCGACCGAAAGUUAACGUUAAAGACUUGUUAUAAACAAAAAAAAAUUUUAUUUUAUAAUUUUAUUUUUA
Molecule: messenger RNA, 3107 nt
Organism: Oppia nitens
Lineage: Eukaryota; Metazoa; Arthropoda; Arachnida; Sarcoptiformes; Oppiidae
Gene: Noc1
Product: CCAAT/enhancer-binding protein zeta-like
Exons: 2
Coding region: 112-3072 (986 amino acids)
Cellular component (GO): nucleus
Source: RefSeq, a predicted model, not a curated record